UUGUACUUCGAGCGGUUUGAUCUCCAAACUCAGCCAUGACGUCUCCGGCGAAAUUCCGAAAGGACAAGGAGAUAGUGGCCGAAUAUGAGACUCAAGUUAAAGAGAUCCGUGCCCAGCUGGUGGAGCAGCUCAAGUGUCUGGAUCAGCAGUGUGAGCUGAGGGUGCAGCUGCUGCAGGACCUGCAGGACUUUUUCAGGAAGAAGGCAGAGAUCGAGGUCGACUACAGCCGCAACCUUGAGAAGCUGGCGGAGAGGUUCCUCACCAAGACCCGCAGCACCAAGGACCAUCUACUCAAGAAGGAGCACAGCAUCUUAUCCCCCGUGAACUGCUGGAACCUGUUGUUGCUUCAGGUGAAGAGGGAGAGCCGCGACCACGCCACUCUGUCCGACCUCUACCUCAACAACAUCAUCCCCCGCUUCGCACAGAUCAGCGAGGACUCAGGGCGUCUCUUCAAGAAGAGCAAAGAGGUGGGCGUACAGCUGCAAGAGGACCUGAUGAAAGUUCUUAAUGAGCUUUACACGGUGAUGAAGACGUACCACAUGUACAACACUGACAGCAUGAACGCCGAGUCCAAGCUGAAGGACGCGGAGAAGCAGGAGGAGAAGCAGAUGGGACGCUCCGGCCGACAAGACGACCGGCAGACGCCGCGCUCCCCUGACACCUUGGCCAGCAUCAAGGCCGACGAGAAGCCCGUCCGGCGCUCCAGCGUCAAGAAAAUCGAGAAGAUGAAAGAGAAGAGACAAGCUAAGUACACAGAGAACAAGCUGAAGGCCAUCAAGGCCAGGAAUGAGUACCUGCUGGCUCUUGAGGCCACCAACAGCUGUGUCUUCAAAUAUUACAUCCACGACCUCUCCGACAUCAUUGACUGCUGUGACCUAGGUUACCAUGCAAGCCUGCACCGCGCCCUGAGGACCUACCUAUCUGCAGAGCAGAACGUCGAGACGUCCAAACACUCUGGCCUGGAGACGCUGGAGGCCGCCGCAGAGAGUCUGGAGGCCAACGGGGACAAACAGAAAAUGAUGGAGACCUACAAUAACGUCUUCUGUCCCCCUGCUCGUUUUGACUUCCAGUCUCACAUGGGAGACACGAUGGGAGUGGUGUGUGCACAGCAGCCGCUGGAAAGCGAGCUGCUCCAGAGGUGUCAGCAGCUGCAGUCCCGCCUCUCCACCCUCAAGAUUGAGAAUGAAGAGGUGAAGAAAACCAUGGAAGCCACUCUGUCCACCAUCCAAGACAUGGUGACGGUGGAGGACUACGACGUCUCGGAGUGCUUCCACCACAGCAACAGCAUGGAGUCGGUCAAGUCCACUUUCAGUGAAUCCUAUCUCAGUAAGCCCAGUCUGGCCAAACGACGGGCCAAUCAGCAGGAGACGGAGCAGUUUUACUUCACGAAGCUGAAGGAGUUUCUGGAAGGCAGGAACCUUAUCACCAAGCUGGAGGCCAAGCAUGACCUCAUCGACAAGACCAUGGGAGAGAGUCAGAAGACUGACUGUUGCCUUGCCAGUGGACGGAGAAACUCGGCGGUACGGAAGCAGGAGUCUGGUGAGGCCAUUCCUCUGAUGGUCGAGAGCUGCAUCCGCUUCAUCAGUCGCCAUGGUCUGCAGCAUGAGGGCAUCUUCAGAGUGUCAGGUUCUCAGGUGGAAGUCAAUGACAUCAAGAAUGCCUUUGAGCGAGGUGAGGACCCGCUGGCAGGGGACCAGAAUGACCACGACAUGGACUCCAUUGCUGGCGUCCUGAAGCUCUACUUCAGAGGACUGGACCACGCCCUCUUCCCAAAGGAAGUCUUCCAUGACCUCAUAUCCUGUGUCUCUAUGGAGAGCCUUCAGGAGCGGGCAGUGCACAUUAAGAAAGUUCUGAAAUCUCUGCCGAGCAAAACCCUCAUCAUUAUGAGAUACCUGUUCUCCUUCCUCAACCACCUGUCCCAGUACAGCGAGGACAACAUGAUGGACCCAUACAACCUGGCCAUCUGUUUCGGUCCCACCCUGAUGUCCGUCCCCGAGGGCAACGACCAGGUCUCCUGCCAGGCCCACGUCAACGAGCUCAUUAAGACGAUCAUCAUCCACCAUGACACCAUCUUCCCCGGACCGAAGGACCUGCAGGGCCCCCAAUACAUUGUCCCUGGAUCUGGAGAAGACUUCUGUGACAGUCCACACUGUGAGCCCCCCCUCGUGGAAGAGCCUGCGCCUGACACCGUCUCUGUCAUCCACAACAGCGAAGAUGGCUCCUUGGCUGUUUCAGAGUCCGACCCAUUCGAAGCCGUCGCCCGGUUCGACUUCACCGGCCGGACUAGUCGGGAGUUAUCGUUUAAGAAGGGCGCGUCUAUACUCCUGUACCAGCGAGCUUCUGAUGACUGGUGGGAGGGACGACAUAACGGAGUGGAUGGACUGGUGCCUCACCAGUACAUUGUGAUCCAAGACAUGCCUGACGGGGGCAGGGGAAGUCCAAAGCCCGAUGUGGACAGCAGGGACCUGCUGGAGGAGAGAGUGUCCACUAGAGGCAGUGCUGCCUCUCCUACUGGAGCUCAUGUGGCUGACAUCUACCUGGCCAACCUGAACAAGUUGAGGAAACGUCCGGAGUCCGGGAGCAUCCGAAGAGCGUUCCGUGGCUCAGAGAGCGACAGUACGAGUCCAGGUGCCAGCGGAGGGGGAGGAGGAGGAGGAGGAGGAGGAGGAGGAGGAGGAGGAGGAGGAGGGGGGGUGAGAACAGCUUCCCUUCCUGUUGGUGGGGCUCUGGUGAAAGAAACUGGAGAUAAACGACCCGUCAGCGCUCACAGCAUCCUCAACUCAGUCACCCGCCACUCCUCUCUCAAGACCAAGGUGGAGAGUCCACAGUUACGCAAGACAAAUUCAGCAGGGCGCUCCAAGAGCUUCAGCAACCACAGACCACUGGACCCUGAGGUCAUAGCCCAAGUGGAGCACAGCUCACAGGACAUUGAGGCGGUGAUGACCUCUGCCCUGAGUGAGCUCAGUAAGUUGGAAAGACAGAGCACCUCGAAGCACACACACACCCCCGACGUGGUCCUGGACACACUGGAGCAGCUGAAAGGCCUGGGUGGUGGUGGUGGUGGUGGUGGUGGAGGAGGAGGAGGAGCCUCGGAGCCCUCCAGUCCACUCCACUCCCGUCUGUUACGGGACAGUGAGGGGGGCUCCUCGCACGCCCACCCGCUUCAGCGAAGCGCCUCCUCCGCCAGCGACGUGCCCUCGUCCUUCCGCCCGGCCAAGAGCCAGCCGCGGAGCCCCCUGCCCUCCGUCACGUCCCCCUCUCUCUCCUCCUCCUCCCUCUCCUCAUCUGUACCUUCCUUCAGAGAGCUGCGCCCCCCGGCAACGAGGCCCAAACCGGUGGUGUUCCCAAAGGGCGGCGGCGGCGGCGGCAGUCCAGCCAUGGGUUCCCCGACCUCUACUGUGCCCCCUACACCUCCUCCUCCACUUACAGGCCACACACACUCUCUCCUUCACACCCCUCCUCCUCCACCUCCACCCCAGCCUACUGACAAAUCCUGCUCGGCUUUGGACUUCUGAAUCUGACCGGCGACAGUCUUUUAAUCUUACAGCUCUUCUACCAGGUGCAGAGAGCGCUUCAUCUGUUUCACACAAGACCUAACCCACUACUCAUGUGUAGCAUUCACUUCUUGAUGUCCAGGCGAGUUCUCAAGACGCCAUGUUCCCUUUUAGAGUGUCAAAAGUAGUUUUCUGCCCUCUCCUGGCAGCUCUGCUUACUGCAGGUCAACUAUCGGUGGGCGUAGAUUAGUGAACACCCUUCAAAGACACUCUUUAUGUUUUGCCACCGUAGAGAUCCCAGGCAUCACUGGAUUUUAUUUCAUUCUUUUUUUUUUUUUUAUAAGGGAACAGGACUCAGGAUGGACACCUUAACACCUAAAGCUUACCUACACUAGGUUGUGAUGUUUGAAUUUGUGUUUGAGUGGGCGUGCAGGAGUGUUACUUGCCUUUACACACAGAUCAAAGUGAGGAACAAAAAGCACUGUUUGAUUUUUUUCUUUUAUAGUAGACAUGACCGUUUUUCUUUUCUUUUUAAUGACCCAUGUUUAACGGACUGGAAGGGAGUGUUUGAUUCCUGAGAAUAGACUGUGAAAUGCUAAGCUCUUGCCCUGCGUAGACAUUAAACACACUGACUUGCUGCUUCAAAAGUGGACAACUAGAGAUAAAGGCGGACUUUUCGGAUGAUGAAAGGAAAGAAAACUGGGCCAAAUAUCAGUGUAAGUCAUGUGAUCGGGAGCUUUAUUCGAUCUCUUCCUCGAGUGUUUGAUAUGUUGGUGAUUUUCUUUUUAUGACUGUUCAUUACUAGAACCACAACAGGGGCAUAGCAGGAGCAGUGCGCCCCGAAGCCUGACAUGGCCAACAGUAAUUCUAAAUACACAUAUAGCAAUACAGAUAAUGAAAGCUGAUAGUUUGAGGCAUUAUGCUGCUUCUCUCCUGCAGCUCUAUUAUGUGUGUAGGGGACCACUGAAACCCAGCAUUUUUAUAGGUAAUGUUGGACUGUACACAUACACACACGUUCUCUCAAAAUGUGUGUGUGUUGGUGUUUUGUGGCAGCUAAACGCCUUUCAGGUUUUCCUCGCAUGCUGGGGCCAUAGACAGCGGCCAUAAUGGCGAGCUGGCUGAUUGCAUCAGUUUAUAUAUCUGCAGCACCAGACACACGACAACUUCAAACAAAGUUACAGCUUGCUCCUUUUAAGAUAAACUUCACACUUAACAGUAAAAAGGGUUAUAUUAUUCUAAUGGUGUAUGUAUGUUUAAUAAUCAUGUUGAUAACUGGAAGCAUGGAGCUGAGGAUCCUCUUGAGUGUGUUUUUAAAUAGAAGCAACCAACCACCUCAUCCAAUGCGUUUCUUAAGCAAAGAUUGCUUUUGUUGUUACUUUUUGUUCCCAGUUGGUAAUUAAUGCUCACAAUCUGUAAUGGUAAAAUGUUGAACUGUGUAACUGUCUGGGUGUGUGCAUGUGUGUGUGUGUGUGUGUGUGUGCGCCUGUGGGAGCAUGCGUGGAUGUAGAGUAUGUAUGCACCCCGACCCCACCCCUUUACAAUGCCCACCCACCAUAAAGGGAAGCCACCCAACGGCAACUGUCUGGAGAGACACAGGAGUACCAGCGGCCUUAGUGCUGAAUAAAUAUGCACUGUGUGUACAUGUGAUCAGACAAAGAUCCUGCAAGUAUAGACAUGAUCAAGUUGUCUCGUCUUCAGUCACUGCUGUAACAACACCAAUGGUGGAUCAGCUUUAAGUGGAAGCAGGAGGAAAAAAACAAUAUCAAAGGGCUUACUCUUUUUUUUUUUUUUUUUUAAUGAUUUAUGCAAAGAAAAUAUUUUGCGAAAUUAAAAUGAAUUAAGUAAUAUGUGAAUAAUUUUAAUAACACUGACUUCAAAAGUGGACACUUAAUUCAGGGUGAACCGAAUAAUGUUUUUUUUGGUUGUAUUUCACCUUCUUGGAACAGUAUUGAUCUAAUUUUAGCGAGGCGUCCUCAUAUUCCCCCCCAUCACGCCUCUCCUCCUCUCCCAGAAAUACAGCACAUACUGCAUUCCUGUAUGCUCUCUACCAGGUAAUGAAUUCUACUUGUAAAGGUUUAUUUUUUAUCUCUGUAUACUGUUGGUGUAUUACCUGGUGUAUUUGUGUUGCUCUUACCUCAUCAUGACAACUGGAGGGACUGUGACUGUGUGUGUUUGUGUGUUUGUGUGCGUUUGUUGUGAGCAAUGACCUCACCUUACCCAUGCACACACUCUAACACAUACAGACAUGCAUGUGGUUGGUUGGUGUGUUUUGUCCCAGCUGUGCCGUCAACGGGAGCUGGGACCCUCUUUUCGAUCUCGAAUCAAUCAUUGUGCACUUGAACAACUUGGCUUGCGUGUGGACUAACUGUGUGGGGAUGAUUUGUCAGAAUUGAAUAUUGUUAAAUAUGCAUUUUGUGUCCAUUUGAAAACAGCAGAACUAAAAAAAAAAGACUGUAAUGUCAAAUCUAUUUAUAGUUGUCUCUGUAUUACUGGAGAAUCCUGUGUUCAGAUGUACUUUGUAUAUACAAUGUUGUACAUUACAGAGGUACACUCUUUUUUGGUACAAUAUUGUACAGUAAUAGCAAUAGUAGUUUAAUCAAAUAGGCCUUAUAUAAUUCUAUGUGUAGUUCUUGUAGUAGAUCUGUUUUUUAAUAAACAUUGCUUGC
This is a messenger RNA of Anoplopoma fimbria (sablefish), 6160 nucleotides long. It is a transcript of the gene srgap2, whose product is annotated as SLIT-ROBO Rho GTPase activating protein 2. Gene Ontology annotation, molecular function: protein binding. The coding region runs from base 36 to 3515 and encodes 1159 amino acids. The record is from RefSeq and is a predicted model, not a curated record. The transcript is spliced from 23 exons. Lineage: Eukaryota; Metazoa; Chordata; Actinopteri; Perciformes; Anoplopomatidae. Gene Ontology annotation, cellular component: cytoplasm. Gene Ontology annotation, biological process: signal transduction; negative regulation of cell migration.